AUGACACUUGUUUCUCAGGAAGAGAAGAACAUUGGCCUUGCUCCUCCUCUGCUGCUUCCUGCUGCAUUAUCAGUGAAUGUUGUUCCGAGCUUGUCAUCAAUUUUGAUGUCCAACAUCACAAGAGAAAGCAACGCGAAUGAUUACCAAGAUUGUGGAAUCUCGUCAGGGUUUUCACCAUGGGAAUUAAAUAUUGAAAGCUGUGAGACUCUGAUGUCGAUUAUCAGAAGUUAUGAAGCAGCCUCUGGACAAGUGAUAAAUGCCCAAAAAUCUUCAAUCUCGUUCUCAAGGAAAACUCUUCUUGAAGUCAAGGAGAGAGUCAAGCUUGCUCUUGGCCGAGGACAAGCUAGAUCAAAACGAGAUGGAGGAUUGGGUAUCAGAAAAAUUCAGAGCUUCAAUGACUCUCUCUUAGCAAAACUCAGCUGGAGACUCCUCACCAAACCUUCUAGUUUGGUGGCUCGGGUUCUGCUUGGAAAGUAUUGUAAGGAUAAAGGCCUUUUGGAUGUUUCAGGGCACACUAGUUCAUCACAUAGCUGGAGAGGUAUACUUAUUGGUAGAGAUCUUCUAUCAAAACAAUUGGGAGUUGUCAUUGGAGAUGGGAAAGAUACCUCGGUGUGGGAUGAUCCUUGGUUGUCCCUGGAAACAGUUGGGAGUUAUCAUUGGAGAUGGGAAAAUCUGUGUUUCGCCAGAAAGCUUAGAUCUUGUUUAUUAGCGAUAGCAGUAACUCUUUAA
Messenger RNA from Microthlaspi erraticum, 729 nucleotides. Lineage: Eukaryota; Viridiplantae; Streptophyta; Magnoliopsida; Brassicales; Brassicaceae. The record is from the annotation of a GenBank genome assembly.